This is a messenger RNA of Cinara cedri, 3531 nucleotides long. The record is from the annotation of a GenBank genome assembly. Lineage: Eukaryota; Metazoa; Arthropoda; Insecta; Hemiptera; Aphididae.
AUGUAUAGCAGACAAAAUCAAAAUCAAGGCGAAGCGAGACUCGGUAAGUGCAGCCGAGAAUUAGAUUAGUCACGUUUUUUUUUUUUUUUUAUCUCAAUGAUAAACAUUAUUAUGUAAGUAUAUAUAGUUUAUCACUAAUGUAUAAAUUCCAUAAAACUAUAUAGGUACCUAAUAUACUCGAAGGAAACGAAUGUAGGCAUGUUGUUUAUGUAUUAUUAAAUUAUGUAUAUUAAUCAUCAUUUAUCUAUUGUAUUUACUGUCUAGUAACAGAUUCUGAGAAAUUUGAUAGGUUCUACGGUUUUUCAUUAUUAUUUUGUGCACAACUGAAUGCACGAUUUUUUAUUCUGGUGAUUCACUAAAUUAUAAUUUGUUACCUAGUGUAUAAUAUAAAAAGGAAACGUCUGGGUUCUAUGCUAGGUGUAGGUAUAUAUUUAUAAAAAAAUAAAUAAAUCGUGUUUCAUUUCAAACUGCUAUUUUUAUAACGUAACAGUUUGUUUAAACGUUGACACAUUUCGGUUGUCUGGACCGCGUAACGAAUACUAUUAAAAAUAGAAACUGAACUAACAUUUACAUAAGGAUAUUUCACCUUCACAAUAAUAAUUGUUAUUUUUUUUUCUCUAAACGGUCACGUAUAAAAUAAAAUAUUAAUGCAAAUUAAUAUGGUUAACUAAACUACAGCAAGUUAACGGAGGUAAUAAUUAUGCCAUAAAUGGUGUAUAAUACCUAUACCUAGUAUGGAACGAUAUUAGUAUGAGUCAUCACACUAAAAUUGAAUAUGAACACGAAAAUUUACUUUAUAUAUUAUAAUACUUUCCAGUCUAGCCACUAUUUAACCCCUCCGGAUAUUCCAUCUGUUAGGUAGGUAAGUGGUUCUCGUGUAGAUUCCUCACCCUGAUUAAAUUACUCCGGAGGCUUGUCUAUACUGCAAGUUAUCGGUUGUAAAAUACAUAUUCCCGGUAUAAAACCUUGACACUGUAAUAAUAUUAUUGUAGUAUAUUCCAUAUAAUUACGUUACAACUUAUAAUUAGUAUUAACUCGACAAUAAUAUUUAUUGCGUACCUAUAUUAUAUAGAACUUUUACUGGACGACUUGCAGUCAACUCUUCCACGUAAAAAUCAUGGACUCGGCAACACGUCGUCUACCGGGUACAGAGAAGUUACUAAAAGCACAUCGAGAACGAUCGGUAACGGUCAAACGGAAACCAAUAAAGAAUAUGAAAUCCAAUAUCUCAAUCCCUCCAACAAGUCUACUGUGCUUAGUGAACGAUUGCCCGAUCUCCAAUCGGUCGACUUGCUGGUCUGUGUCAAUAAUCAUAUAUCUAAAUAUAUAUUAUAUGUUAUCGUUGUUUUCUGCAACUUUUUGUAACUUAAUAUAUUAAAAUUUCAGCGACAGACAAACAAUGGAAAAAAUGCAGGUUAUGAAACGGUAUCGUCGUACCAGUAUAAGAAAUCGUCAGAAAGUACGGAUACCUAGUCGUUAUCAUUGUUUCCGUUUAAAACGGCGUUUGUAACGGUAUAAUAUAUUAUUUUUAGGUAAAGGCACAUUGCCCAGACACGAAACAAACGGUGUAAACAUGAGGCAAAGCAUUUCUGAACUCGAUUCAUUAUUAGACGAUUUGAAUCAUGCUCAGAGAGUAGGGUUUUCCAAUUCAGGAGUUAACAGACAUGAAAUAACAACUACCGAGACAAACAUGUAAGUUUAUUGUAGGCAAUACUUUGUGUAGUACGAAUUAGUACGUUUAAUUGAUUACGAAGGGGUAAAAACUUAAACGCAUACUACACAUUGCUAUGACAUAUUAUGAUACUCAACAUUUUAAAUUGUCCACAGUGAACCAUUGAGGAGCAGUACACCAUACAAACAAUAUGGAAAACAAGAAGAACAUAGAUAUGGAAGUCUUAAUAGGUCCACAGUACCUGCAAGAACGACAGAAAUGAUUUCCACUUACGAAACGACAAAAACAAACGGAGAACCCAUAGGUUAAUAGCAGUUUUCAUUUAAAAAAAUCAUAAUAUUUUACGAAUACCUAAAAACCUAUGUUACUUGUAAAUAUUUUCGUUAAUAGAUUUGGUUGACGCGCCACGCAGUUACACUAAACUGCUUCAAAAUCAAUCGCCUGGGACUUAUCAGACCUCUGUAUAUUCGAAAGAAACUACGAAAAAAAUUAUACCGGGUACAACAACUUAUUCGACUUACCAAAAAUUUGGUUCACCCACCACAGAUCCAGGUCAAUCUAAGGUGUACAAUUAUUCAGAAGAAUACCGUACUGAAAACAGAAACCGUUCGUUGAGAGAUUUGCCACCUUCGCCCCGUUCACAUAGAUCUUCGUCACCGCGUUCACCGUCUCCACAUCGUUCACCGUCACCAGUUUCUUUUGCUCAACCACCAGAACCUAGAAAUUACUCAUCAAGCAGUCACUCUUAUACAAGUAAGAACUUGUCUCCUCAGCCGGUCCAGAAAUUCAGCCCGUCUGAUCCAAGCAGAAUUAAGUAAGUUAUUGAUUAUAAUAUAUCAUCUAUAGUACCUGUUUUCCAUAAAAUAUCAUUUCGAGAGAUUGUAAUGCGUGUGUGUAUGUCACAGCGAAGAGGUAACCUGGGUCGCCAAUGCCACGCCCCCCGUAACUCGUCGUUUCCCUGUGAGGUUAGUAAGCGUUUAUGGAGGUUAAUAUUGUGAUCGUACCUGAGGUUCAUGAUUGUGUUCAGGGAAUGUGACGUGAACUUAUUUUUGAAUAAAACUCAUUAACUUAUUAUAAACAUGUAUUCGCGGUGUUUUAUUACAGUUUGGACAAUACUUUUUCUACUCCGCCCGGCCAAACAGUUUACACGUAUAAGUAUUCGACCGAAACACGAGAGAACACUAAGUACAACGGACAACCAAAUGGGUACACAAAACCUGUGUACCAAGAUCAGUUACCAUUACGUCAAUCGCCGUUCCCAAGGGAAGACGCUGAUUCGCCUUCUCAACAAAAUCCACCAAAACGGUUGGAUGAUUUGAUGGCGUCGUUUGGCGAUAGAACGGAUUAUUCAACUUACCACAGUAGUAGAGAACAUCACACAAACGUCAACGACUAUCAAUCACAAUCUAAAGACUAUGGAAAUAGUAAUAGGGGUCCAGUAGAGUAUACAGUUCCGAUUAAAAAGCCACAUCCCGAAAAUCAGGUACCCGAGAAUAGAGGUCCAGGUAAACUGCAAACAGAAAUUAAAGAAACUGAAGUGACACAGUCGGUUGCUGGACCACCAGUUUUCUAUCCACCUGGAUCAACAACGUUUGUGAAAAAAGAAGAAGUAAUGCAACAGGUAUAAAUAUUUGUAUAACUUGUAGUGAAAGUUAAUAAAUACCUACCUAUUAACUUAAUCGUUCAAAAUGUUUGCUCUACAGCAAGGUGGUCAUGGUCAUGGGCAAAUGAAGGCUAAGGGUAAAGGAAUGUAUAAAUACAAAAGCAAGAGCAAGUCAAAAGAAAGCUCAAGUUCUGGAGCAACAAUGGUACCAGUAUGUUUGCCAAUGUGUUGUGCCAUGCCAUGUGUAAUCAUGUAA